AUGUCUUCUCAAUCUGCUUCUGCUGCAGCUGCCAACCAGGCUCUCAUUGCUCUUGUCGCCCAGCUCAAUGAGAUGGUUCAAGAUGUUCUCCGGUCGCAGUCUCAGGACGAGAAAAUGGAGUUGAGCUGCGAGAUUGCUCGCGAAGUGAAUGUCGUGAUUCGUUCAUAUGGGAGGGACACUUCAUAUGUUCCCCCUGGCCUGCUGUCACUUGCAGCUGAGAUCUUUCGCGCUCAGAGGCGCACCUCACAAUUGGUGGUAGUACCGGAUUGGAACCAUCUUGGUAACAAUCAGGAUAUGUGCAUGAAGCAUCCAUUGUACAGUAAGACAUUGGGUCAUGCGCCGCCUGCUUCACCUGCAGCUACUGCUCCUGCAUCUGCACCUGCACCUGCACCUGCUCCGGUACCUGCUCCUGCACCAAUACCUACUCCUGCACCGGUACCUGCCCCACCACCGGUACCUGCCCCACCACCGGUACCUGUUCCUGUACCGGCACCAGCCUCUGCACCGGAACCAGCACCACGCAUCAGCAUUCGCAUACCUAAAGAUGUGCCACCCGGUGGGACAGCAACAGCCAGGACAUCAACAAACCGGAAACGCCGGCUCAGCAGCCCCCCUUUGCCCCGUGUCAACCGGGCCCAGAAGCCUGCACCAAAGUCGAAGGCAAUUUUGUCUGCCACUGACACUACCGACAAUGACAAGGCAAAGGCAAAGGCAAAGGCAAAGGCAAAGGCAAAGGCAAAGGCAAAGGCAAAGGCAAAGGCAAAGGCAAAGGCAAAGGCAAAGGCAAAGGCAAAGGCAAAGGCAAAGGCAAAGGCAAAGGCAAAGGCAAAGGCAAAGGCAAAGGCAAAGGCAAAGGCAAAGGCAAAGGCAAAGGCAAAGGCAAAGGCAAAGGCAAAGGCAAAGGCAAAGGCAAAGGCAAAGGCAAAGGCAAAGGCAAAGGCAAAGGGGAAGGCAAAGGCAAAGGCAAAGGGGAAGGCAAAGGCAAAGGCAAAGGCAAAGGGGAAGGCAAAGGCACCGGAAGAUGAUGGCGAUGAGGAUGGCGAGGGGAUCAAUGUGGAUGAUCUUCCAGACGUUGAGGCGAGUUUGUUUCUUGAGAUAUUCAACCCCCGGAAAUCAACUCGUCAGGCUGUAAUCGUUGUCAAAAAGAAGGGCAGUGCAUCAAAGGCAAGUCAGCGGGUUGUGAUUCAGGAUGAUGAUACACAAGGCAGGCCAAAGGCAAGUUCAUUAUUUUACUUCACAUUUACCGGUCUAUCGCUCAUCAGGAUGCAGGCCACUGUCAGACCAGGGAAACGGCAAAAACUGUCCAUGCAGCCCAAGGGCAAGGCCACCGGCAAGAAGGGCAAAGUGCCAGAACUGCCCCGCGUUGAUGAACCCCAUCCACCUUGUGAUAGAUGUCUGGCCAAGAAUGUUGAGUGUUUCCCCCGAUUGACGAAGAAAGGCGAGAUCGCCUCGACUUGCUCAUUGUGCUAUCUGUGGAAGAUGGCAUGCAUCCGGACUAACACAGAGAGCGCACCCACCACCUCUGCCAACACCAUUACCCCCAUCACCGUCACUGCACCACCUGCAGUCGCAGUAGCCACUCGCUCCAAGACCAUCCAGUCCAAAGCCACCGGAGAGAAGAUGAGUGGGAAAUCCAAGGCGAAAGGCAAGUCUUUUGAUAUCCGGCACCCAAGUCCUAUCGAAGAGGAGGACAAUGUCGAUGAUGUCCAGAUGGUUGCUGCCGGCAGUUCUGCACAACAACCGGCCCCUUUGGCAUCCCCACACGAUUUCCCUCCUGAUCAUUGGGUGGAGCCCGGCAAUGAUGAGAUGCCACCUUCAUCACCGGCCAUGGCCUCAGAGGACAAUAUCCGGUUCUCGCCAUUACCGGUUGAUUUCAACCAUCCCUCCCCUGUCUCUCCUUCUGGACCCGGGCGGGAUAUGCAUGUGCAGAAGGGACUCCUUGCUGAGUGCAUGGCUGAAGUAAGAGGUAUUGUCAGGUAUCUGAGGGAGCAAAGAUCUACUCAGGCGACAGCAUCAACUCCACCGGCAUUUAAUCCACCCCCCAUGACAGCCCACGACCCAUCUAUCAGUGUGUUUGCUCGCACUGUGACCAACAAUGUGUUCACUCCGGAUGUCUCUUGGAUGGGUGCCCAGACUGGUGGUGAUAUGUUGGGUGAUACUGCAGAUGGAUCACCGGUCGCAAGGCACAACCGGGUGCCAUCCAAUUCCACCAUCAUCCCUUCACUGACCAUGAGGGAAUCCGGCCCAUCUGUUCCUCCGGUUGGUGCACCACCUGUGCAAUCUCCUAUUCUCCCGGUCGCCGGGCCAUCAAAUGUGCCGGCUGAUGCCCAGUCCAUCUCAGCUCCUUUGCCAUGCCCGCGAUUUGGACCUCUAUCGCACCAAGGUCGGUUAUUGUCUACAUUGUGUUGUCAAGCUCUGGUGCUUUCAAUGUUGAAGACAAUGCAUCAUAUAAUCGCACAACCUGCAUUUCAGUAG
Messenger RNA from Suillus discolor, 2475 nucleotides. RefSeq lists its product as uncharacterized. Gene Ontology annotation, cellular component: membrane. Lineage: Eukaryota; Fungi; Basidiomycota; Agaricomycetes; Boletales; Suillaceae. Gene Ontology annotation, molecular function: toxin transmembrane transporter activity. The coding region runs from base 1 to 2475 and encodes 824 amino acids. The transcript has 9 exons. Gene Ontology annotation, biological process: bacteriocin transport. The record is from RefSeq and is a predicted model, not a curated record.